Saprolegnia diclina VS20 is the source of this 746-nucleotide messenger RNA. RefSeq lists its product as hypothetical. Bases 1 to 702 code for a protein of 233 amino acids. Gene Ontology annotation, cellular component: histone pre-mRNA 3'end processing complex; cytoplasm. Gene Ontology annotation, biological process: mRNA 3'-end processing by stem-loop binding and cleavage; mRNA transport. NCBI's taxonomy places the organism in Eukaryota, Oomycota, Saprolegniomycetes, Saprolegniales, Saprolegniaceae. Gene Ontology annotation, molecular function: histone pre-mRNA stem-loop binding; mRNA binding. The record is from RefSeq and is a predicted model, not a curated record. The transcript is spliced from 2 exons.
AUGAAGCGCCGUGGCGACGACCGGCGCAGCGCCGAGCGCGACAAGCGCCGCCGGACGCGGUCUCGGAGCCCGCAGCGGAGGCGAUCGCGUAGCCCGCCACGUAGACGGUCCCGCAGCCCGACACGGAACCGGCUGCAGAGCCCGCCACGGAGAUCAAGCCCGCCACGUCGACCAAGCCCGCCACCCGCAUCGCGCCAGACUGAGGCCGAGCGCAGUACGCCCGUGGAGGCGCGUCCAGCUGCAUCGGCCUCGACGCCGCCCGCGCCGCGUGAUGCUGCGCCGCGCUUGGAGAAGAAUCAAAUGUUUCAGCGCGAGACGGACCCGCACAAGCUCGCGCAGCGCCAGAAGCAGAUCGACUUUGGGAAGAACACGAUCGGGUACGAUCGGUACACCCAAUUAGUCCCAAGGAGCGAGCGCAAGCAAGGCUUGCACCCGUCGACGCCGGACAAGACGCAAGCGAUUAGCAAGCGCAUGUGGGAUGGGCGCGUGCGUGUAUGGCGCUCGGCGCUGCACUUUUGGGAUCCCGAGACGCCGGAGGUACCGGUAGCGCCGGCAGCGACCGUCCUUUCGGCACCACUGCCGACGGUCGUACCCACAACGGAGCCAUGCAAGCCCAAGGUCGGCGACGCAUCGCUGUUUGACGACUUCAAGGAUGAGACUGCUGCUCCCGUCGACGACAUGGACGAAGACGACUUGCUAUAAAGAUAAAGCACCACUAUAUGCAUUCGUUAUGAUAAGGAGGAGGA